CCGACAAUCACUCUGGGUUCGAAUUCGAAGGCGUACACUACACAGCGUACCAGCGAGGAUAGGCGCAACGAAAAUAUUUAUUGGAAAUUUAUAAAAACAAGUGAAGCGAAACAGCAGCGGCCAACGACCAGCGAAUGCAACCAACAACUUUAACUGCAGCAACAACAGCACCAGCAGCAAUCAUAAGAAACUUAGCAGUAUUGCAAUUAAACGAACAAUUGCGGAAAAAUUUCAUGUUUUUCUUGUGUGCGGUUUUGUAAAAAAUUAAAGUAAAUUUUUUUGUGUGAAAAAAUUGUAAAUUUCUUAAAAACAUUAUUGGUUUUCAUAGUUAUUGCGUUUAAUUUUGACUUUUUAUUACAACAAAAGUUUCACAAAAUAACCAACAAGAUGUCGCGUUUAAGUAAAUCUAAUUCGUCUCAAAAGCUGUCACUUUUAAAGACUAAAAAGUUUAUGUGAUAUUUGUAUAUCGGUGCGAGUCUUGCAUUAACAACAACCACUACAAGCAUCGCAAUAAAAAAUUGCGAAAAAACGGUGUGCAGUAGUGAAACUGCGUGUUUGGGUAAAAAUUUGUAGCCAAACGCUAAAGUCGACCCUAUCGCUGUGUGGCAUUUUUUACAAACGAACUGGGCGCUUUAAAAAAAAAAAUUACACGCUUGCAGCUAAGUAAAGCUUGAGAUAAAGUUUAGCGCGAUUUAGAAAUAAAUUUCAGUCAAAAAGACUUGAGAAGCAGUCGAUUUCUGUCGAAAAAGAAACAGCCUGCGUGAACUGAGCUUAAGGAUACUGCGUAAGCUUUUGGAAGCAAGCAAAGAUUCUUCGUGCGAAAAUUUAAAGUGCGUCUUAAUCUUUAGCAGCAACAAACGCGUGCGAAAAGUAAGCGUCCACGGUGUGCUCCAACGAAAAGUUUAAAAAGUUUGUUGAAAAAAAAAUUAAAUUUCAAUUUAAAAAAUCUAACUAUUUUGAAAACCCAGCGCUAGAGUGAAAAUUCGAAAAUUUACACCCCAAAACCGUCUUCUUGUGCCCCCAUCGCCCCCCUAUACAUUCCACUGGGUUUAAGAGAAAAGAUUUUAUCCACGCAAUUCGUGCAUCCAAGCAAAUCGCACAGCGUAGUCGACGUGCGACAGCAGCAGAAGUCGCAGAAUCAGCGUCGCAAUAAUCAGCAUACGAGGCAGCGGCAGCUGAAGCAAUUCAAGUGCAAGUGCAAAUCUAAUCUACGCGUUCCUCCACACCCAAUAGUAGACGACGCCUUAAAGUUGUUAGACACCUAUAGCCUUCACUGCCUAAUGGCAAGUUCGCUUAAUAAAACGAGACACAGGCGCAGAUUGACUGCGAUCUCGUUUCUAUCGAACAUUUCAUUAGAUGGCACACAUCGAGAUACAAAACUUGGAGCAACAAUUGGCAUCUGCGGCACUGGGCCUACUACCUAUAACGCAACGGCAGCGGGACUACAAAGUGGCGGCAGCAUCGGAGGAGGUGGUGGCGGUAGCCAAUACAACAAGCACCAACAACAACAACAGCAGCAGCAGCAGCAGCAACAUUUCAACAACUACAACCGCAAUAAUCGACAGCCUAGGCAACAAAAUCAUUCGCAUCAACACUAUUAUACGCAACAUCAUACCAAUGGCGGUUGCAAUGUUGGCAACGGUAAUGCCGGCACUGGCAAUGGCGGCAUGUACGCACCAUCGGCUGCUUUGUUUCUCGCCACAUGCGAUGAUGGGCACAUGGAGUUCAUCAGUGGCGAUGGUGAUGGCGGCGCUGGUAGUGAUGGCUGCGCCGAUAGUACCGGUAGCGCCGAUGGUGAUGGGCAUUUUAGUGAAGUUGAAAAUAUGGGUCAACACUUGAUAAAUGCACGUCGAAGCAACGCCACUUACAGGGGCGAUGGAGGCAUUAAAGCAGCAACAACAACGACUAUCGCAGCUACAAAGUCGACAGUCAAGUAUAUGGAUAAAACCGCAACCGCGGCUGGCUAUGGCGGCGGCGGCGACGGUGGCGGCGGCAACGAUGGCGUUGGUGGAGGAGGAGCAUCUGUGUCAGAGAAGCGCAAUGCUAAGCGACCUACAUCGAGUAGUCGGCAACAGGGCAAUCAAAAUUGCAAACAAACUUCUACUAAACAAGGCACAAUGGCGGCAAUUGCUAGCAAGCAACAGUUGGCUGGCGGCAGCGGCGGUUCGGGCGCUGAGAGUGGCAGCGAUUCGGAUAGCGUCAAAAUACCAGUGAAAGUUUCGAGUAUGGGGGCUGGCAUGCUAAUGCCAUUGCGUGAAAGAACCUUCAGUAAUGGUGCCAAUGAUGCCAAUAUCAUUCCGGAACGUCGUGCUCGUCUCAAUACGGCACCUGGUAUGCGCAUAGGCGUCGGCAGUGGUAGUGGCAAGCGAUCGUGCAACAUAAUACACGGUUCCACACACAUUACCGACGAUAGCAGUACAGAGAGUUUAACGCCUGGUAGUUUUCCGGGCAGCUUUACCGGACGUGGCAGCAUCAGUAAGAGUGUACAAAUCAACGAUGCAAAGGAUUUACGUUUCCUCAAUACACAAGCGCACAAACAGCAUCAAUAUAAGGAUAAGCGUGUAGUGUUGAUGUCACGCAAAGUGCCAUUUUUCAUAUUCUCGGCACUGCCCUACUACAAGGGUAAAAACGGCAGAGCCGAAAUACGUAAGGAGGGUCGUCGACGCAACACAUCCGGUUCACGUCCUCUAUCGGCAAUUAACGAUGCACCAUUUGAUCCAUUCGACCUAAUGGGCAUCGAAAAGGGUGAAAGUGGUCAGGAAAUUUCCUAUGGCCACCUACUCAUACCCUCGCGCCACUAUGGCAAAGAGAGUAAAAGCAAACAUGGUGGUGUCGGUGGCACUUCAGGCAAUACAUCACUGCUGGAGAGUCAAAUAGAAAUUACAAGUACAGCAGCACUUAAAAAUCAUGGCAUUGCCAGGUGCUUCACUUAUGACAAUGCACAUCGCAAUAGCACCGCAAGUCCCACACCAGACAUCAAAUUGGAUUUGGAUGAUAAUUUGCUAUUGUGUACCGAUGGCACGCGCGGCAUGCAGUGCCAAUAUUCAGCAAAUAUUUUGGAUGAUCCCGAAUUGAUUGCGGGCAAGCAUCGUACAUUGCUCACGUUCACUUCAUAUAUGACAUCGGUGAUCGAUUAUGUGCGUCCAUCAGAUUUGAAGAAGGAAUUAAAUGAUAAAUUUCGUGAAAAGUUUCCACACAUACAAUUGACAUUGAGCAAGUUAAGAAGCAUCAAACGGGAAAUGCGUCGCAUCAACAAGCUGGAUAGUCGCAUCGAUUUGGUCACAAUAUCACAGGCAUAUGUAUACUUUGAAAAACUAAUUUUGGGUAAUCUGAUUAAUAAGAGCAAUCGUAAGCUAUGCGCUGGCGCUUGUAUGCUACUCAGCGCUAAAAUGAAUGAUGUCAAAGGAGAAGCGCUGAAAAGUUUAAUUGAAAAAACUGAAAAUGUAUUUCGUCUCAAUCGUAAAGAGUUAAUCGCAUCAGAAUUCGUUGUACUUGUGGCAUUGGAGUUUAGCUUGCAUGUGCCAAUGCAUGAGGUGUUGCCGCACUAUCAACGUUUACUAUACGAAUCCUAG
This is a messenger RNA of Rhagoletis zephyria (snowberry fruit fly), 3572 nucleotides long. Its product is annotated as CDK5 and ABL1 enzyme substrate 1. Lineage: Eukaryota; Metazoa; Arthropoda; Insecta; Diptera; Tephritidae. The record is from RefSeq and is a predicted model, not a curated record. Gene Ontology annotation, biological process: regulation of cell cycle.